Cynara cardunculus var. scolymus (artichoke) is the source of this 1014-nucleotide messenger RNA. RefSeq lists its product as uncharacterized. The record is from RefSeq and is a predicted model, not a curated record. The transcript is spliced from 5 exons. Bases 66 to 785 code for a protein of 239 amino acids. NCBI's taxonomy places the organism in Eukaryota, Viridiplantae, Streptophyta, Magnoliopsida, Asterales, Asteraceae.
CCAAAAUUUCACUCGGUUGGAUACGAGUUUGCGACCAAAAUCAAUCGAGAGAUUGAAAGAAAGAGAUGAGUUAUAAUCACUCACGGAUUAGGGUUCGUGGACAACGAUCAAUUCCGUCGACGUUCAUCAAUCGGACAUCCACUGAUGACCAGUUGAAUGAUGGUCGGGAAAGUUUGGAGAAUGUAAGUGGAAGCAAGAAGCGUGCGAAGAUUUCACUAUCGGAUUUCCUUGAUCGGAAGCUGCAGAAAACUUCUGAUCCAUCCAAAUUAGUCCAGGGUAAAGAGAGACAAUUUCUCUCACCAGGAACCAGUGUGGGUGCUAAGCGGUCCAUUGAUGGAGCAAAUGCAGACGAGAAAACUGAGGGACGAGAGUUGAAUGGUAUCCUUGACAUAGUUCUUGAACAGUUCAAGCACAAUAAGGAGAAUGAAGAUAAUAGUUGCUUCAAUCCAGAAGAUGAGGUUGCAAAUAGUCCUAGCAUGCAUGUGAUCAAAGAAUCCCAAAUUCAGGAUUUGAGUAAAAGAAGAAACGCAUUUGGAGGCUUUCAUGGUAAACAACCUGCUCCAAAGGGUUUGGUUGUUCUGGGAGAUGAUCCAAGGCCGAAGCAAACUACAUAUCCGAAAUCCUUCAUCAAAAACGAGAAACCACUGCCUCUUUAUAAUCACUAUGCAAGUGGCAGUGGUUGGUGGGACAGCGAUAUGGAAGGCAUUGACAAUGAAGAAGUGGGUUUCAAUGAAGUGUGGGAGGGAGUGGGCACGGCCACAUUGGGUGGACUUGAUUGGCAUUAGUUUAACAAUCAGCCCGAAGAAUGGACCAUCAAGUGCACCAACAAGAGUUGGUUCCCAUUCGAUAUAAUAGUGGCCUUAAUCCUGAAAAGGUACACCUUUUAUAUUAAUUAGGUUCAUUUUAACAUUUGCACUAUGAACCAAGUUAUGUUCUAUGAAAAUGUCAAAUUUUCCUGCCCAGCCGAAACAUCAUACAUAUGUGGAAACAAACAUUUUAAGAACAAUCGGUCUA